AUGGUGCGCUACUCUCUGGAUCCAGACAAUCCCACGAAAUGUGAGUUUUCAUCUUUUUUUUCUUCUGCAGCAUGCAAAUCACGGGGAUCCAACCUGCGAGUGCAUUUCAAGAACACUCGAGAAACUGCCCAGGCCAUCAAGGGCAUGCACAUCCGCAAGGCCACCAAGUACUUAAAGGACAUCACCUUGAAGAAGCAAUGUGUUCCCUUCCAGCGCUACAACGGGGGAGUUGGUAGAUGCGCCCAGGCCAAGCAGUGGGGCUGGACGCAGGGACGCUGGCCCAAGAAGAGUGCAGAGUUCUUGCUGCACAUGCUCAAAAAUGCAGAGAGCAAUGCUGAGCUCAAGGGUCUUGAUGUGGAUUCUCUGGUCAUUGAGCACAUCCAGGUCAACAAGGCUCCCAAAAUGCGCCGACGCACCUACAGAGCACAUGGUAGGAUCAACCCCUACAUGAGCUCCCCCUGCCAUAUCGAGAUGAUCCUCACUGAGAAGGAGCAGAUCGUUCCCAAGCCAGAGGAGGAAGUUGCUCAAAAGAAAAAGAUAUCCCAGAAGAAGCUGAAGAAGCAAAAGCUAAUGGCCCGGGAUUAA
Molecule: messenger RNA, 585 nt
Organism: Melozone crissalis (California towhee)
Lineage: Eukaryota; Metazoa; Chordata; Aves; Passeriformes; Passerellidae
Product: 60S ribosomal protein L17-like
Exons: 6
Coding region: 1-585 (194 amino acids)
Biological process (GO): cytoplasmic translation
Cellular component (GO): cytosolic large ribosomal subunit; ribosome
Molecular function (GO): structural constituent of ribosome
Source: RefSeq, a predicted model, not a curated record